Molecule: messenger RNA, 1182 nt
Organism: Monoraphidium neglectum
Lineage: Eukaryota; Viridiplantae; Chlorophyta; Chlorophyceae; Sphaeropleales; Selenastraceae
Product: processing peptidase alpha subunit
Exons: 4
Coding region: 1-1182 (393 amino acids)
Cellular component (GO): mitochondrion
Molecular function (GO): metal ion binding
Source: RefSeq, a predicted model, not a curated record
AUGGCCAACGCCUCCCGCGAGCAGAUGUCCUACACCAUCGACUUCCUCGGCGUCCACACGCCCCAGGCCCUCGAGCUGCUGUCCGACUCGGUCCUCAACCCGGCCUUUGAAGAUUACGAGGUUGAGGAGCAGAAGGCCCGCCUCGCUGCGGUGUUGUCGUCGCCGGCCGUGCAGACGACGAUGCUGACGGAGUUGCUCGUGCGCGGCGCGUACGAGGGCGGCCUGGCCAAGCCGCUGAUCCCUGACCCGGCCGCGCUGGAGCACCUGACGCCGGACGUACUGCUGGGGUUCAUGCGGCGGCAGUACCUCGCGCCGCGCGUCGUGCUGGCGGGCGCGGGCAUAGAUCACGGGCAGCUGGUGGAUCUGGCGGCGCCGAUGUUUGAGGCGCUUCCCAGCGGCGGCAGCAGCAGCGGCGGCGGCGGCGGCGGCGGGGCCGAGCCUGGCAGCCGGUACGUGGGCUGCCACGCGGUGAUCCCUGGGUCGGCGCCUGAGGCAAACCUGAUACUGGCGUUUGAGUACGCGGGCGGCUGGCAGGACAUCCAGGGCUCUGUUGUGAUGACGGUGCUGACGUACCUCAUGGGCGGCGGCAACAGCUUCAGCAGCGGGGGCCCGGGCAAGGGCAUGCACAGCCGCCUCUACACGCGCGUGCUCAACCAAUACCACUGGGUCCACUCCUGCUCCGCGUUUGCCAACACCUUCAACUCCAGCGGCCUCCUGGGCAUCCAGGCCUCGUCCGAGCCGCAGCAGGCGCGGCCCAUGCUGGACGUCAUGUGCCGCGAGCUGGAGGCGCUCGCGACGCCGCCGCCGCAGGAGCAGCUCGAGCGGGCGAAGAAGAUGAGCGUGAGCCUCAUACACAACGCGCUGGAGUCGAAGAGCGCGAGCGCGGAGGACAUUGGGCGGCAGUUCCUCACGUACGGGCAUAGGAUCAGCGGCCGCGAGUACGUGGCAAUGAUCGAGGCCGUCACCCCACAGAUGAUCUCAGACUUUGUGCGGCAGCUGCUCUCCUCCAAGCCCAGCCUCGCGGCGUUUGGGGACGGCGCGGAGGGCGUCAGCUACGACCAGCUGCUGGCGCGGUACGGCCGGCACCCGCAGCAGGGCGCAGUGGGGGGCGGCGGCGGCGGCGGCGUGUUUUCGCGUCUGUUUGGGCGUGCAGGGACGGCGGCGGCGCUCGGACACGGGUGA